AUGGGCCAGGCCGCAGCUCGGCGACGCGCAUUAUUUUUCAAGCUCGGCACGCAUUGUUUUGGUGUAUGGCGCACAGGAUACAGGUUCGUCGAUGGCCCAGGGGACAAGAUGGUCGCGCGUCCAGGCCAAGGCAGAAGCUGCAUGCUGUACUUCCAGUUGGUCCUGGACCACGUGCGCCAGAUGACCGCUGCUUCGAGGGAUAUAUACGGUGCGAUCCCCGAGGACUUCAACGGGCCCAACCGUGAGAUUUGUGUGACCCCGAAGUCAGAAGUUGAGCGCCAGAAGAUCCAGGAGGGUUUGGACGGGGCAGCCUUGGGGUGGCACGACACAGCUUGGGGUGAACUGAUUGACGCAUCCCAGACCUAUCCAGAGCGAGGGGCUUCUGGAGGCACUGAGUAUGAGUUUGAAGUUGUUCCCUAG
This is a messenger RNA of Prorocentrum cordatum, 420 nucleotides long. The record is from the annotation of a GenBank genome assembly. Lineage: Eukaryota; Dinophyceae; Prorocentrales; Prorocentraceae.